Messenger RNA from Rotaria sordida, 1182 nucleotides. Lineage: Eukaryota; Metazoa; Rotifera; Eurotatoria; Philodinida; Philodinidae. The record is from the annotation of a GenBank genome assembly.
AUGAUUUGGAUACGUGAUAGAGCAGAUCAAAUUCAUCCAACAUUGGAUUCUCUUCGAUAUACUUAUUCACAACAUCAACAACGUGUCGCAAUACAACAAGAUCUCUAUCAACAUAGAACAAAUUGGAAAGUCAUCGGUAGUUUCAUAUCGUUCACUAUUUUUGUCAUGUUACUUUUUACAACAGUUGUUGGAAUACCGAUUAUUUUAACUGAAGUAAGAAAUUCUAUACAUUUAUGUACAGCAACUGCAAUGUGGAAUCCUAGAGGUGUUACUGUCGCUGGUUUAGCCAGUGGACUGCCAUCCACAUCGCUUGCCGGCUUACAAUUUCCUCAUGACAUCUAUGUAUAUGGCAAUGGAACUAUAUUAGUAGCCGAUUACAAUAACAAUCGUAUUACUAAAUGGGAUCCAAAUGCUACAGCAGGAAUACUUAUAGCAGGUACAGGUUCAUAUGGCUCUUCAAAUACCUUACUUGCUAAACCGGCAGCUCUUGCUAUUCGAGAUAAACAAUUGUAUGUUUCGGAUCUUGAGAAUUAUCGCAUACAGAUAUUUCCUCUUCAUAGCAACGUAAGUUCUCCAGAAGCUGUAACAGUAAUCGGACGUUAUGGUCAAGGUUCUGAUAUAAAUCAAAUCGAUCAGGUAACCAAUUUAAUAGUUCCGACCUUAUAUCCAUCAUUAUUAUAUAUGGCUGAUUCGAAAAAUCAUCGAAUUCUUGUUUGGGAUGCAGAAACAGAUACUACAAAAUUAGUUGCUGGUGAAUCGGGUACAUUUGGAUUUAAUCCAAUGCAACUAUACAAUCCAAUUGGUAUUGCAUUAGAUGAAAAAACAAACUCACUUUAUAUUGCUGAUACAUUUAACAAUCGUGUACAAAAGUACGAUAUAAAUGAACGAAAUUCAAGUAUGACUGUAGCUGGUUGGGGUCAUCUUAAUCAUCCAUAUGCUGUACAACUUGAUCCAUCUGGUACUAAUAUGUUCAUUGCAGAUACUUUCAAUCAUCGUAUUUUAGUAUGGACAAAUGGUACUCGACAAGGUCGAGUUAUUGCUGGUGAUAACACACCAGGUAAUAAUGCUUUUCAACUUAAUAAUCCAACUCAAAUUCGAUUUGAUUCAAAUUAUAAUUUAUAUGUUGUUGAUACUAAUAAUUCUCGUAUUCAACGUUUUGAUCUUAUUUCGAAUGGGUGUUAA